This is a messenger RNA of Thalassophryne amazonica, 796 nucleotides long. Its product is annotated as androgen-dependent TFPI-regulating protein. Gene Ontology annotation, cellular component: membrane; endomembrane system. Lineage: Eukaryota; Metazoa; Chordata; Actinopteri; Batrachoidiformes; Batrachoididae. The transcript is spliced from 5 exons. The coding region runs from base 38 to 709 and encodes 223 amino acids. The record is from RefSeq and is a predicted model, not a curated record.
CACUUUUCAUUGAUUGUGUUGGUUGACGAACUGCAGAAUGGCGUUAACCCUGAGCGGACUCUAUCACAUGGCAGCGUUCGCCUGGUACGCGUUCGUGGUCACAAGUCUUAUGGCCAAACACGGGGAGGACUUGCCCUCUGGAAUCUUUGUCUACGGAGGCCCCUGGAAGUACCUGACCUUUCUGAAUCUGUUAUUGCAGAUGUCUUUCUUUGGAGUGGCUGCAGCAAGCGAUCUUCAUCCUUUUGUAAAGUCGGAGAGCUUUCUGACCCAAUUUAAAGAUCUUCUCUUCAGUGUCUUUACCUUCCCUGUGGGCACGUACGUUGUUCUGUUAUUUUGGAUCCUCUUUGCAUAUGACAGGGAGUUAGUCUAUCCAGCGACUAUCAACGCCUUCUUCCCCGCCUGGAUUAACCAUGCUAUGCACACAUUUGUCCUUCCUGUUUUACUGGGAGAAGUUCUGGUGCAGCCUCAUUCCUACCCCAAGACUCAACAUGCAGUGGCAGCUUUAGGAGCUGUGGGCGUGGCUUACUUAUCCUGGGUCCUGUGGGUGUACCUGUCCGUUGGGAUUUGGGUUUAUCCCAUCCUGGCUCACUUCAGCUCUUCUGGACUUGCAGCCUUCUUCUUCUUCAACAUGUUUGUGGUGACAUUAUUGUACUUGUUAGGAGACAAACUCAACAGGCGUGUGUGGAAACAUUUCCAAGUUCACCACUGAAAAAUAGUCCACGGGCAGAUAGGGCCAAAUAUAUUUGGACACUGACUGGUCUGGUGAGAUGGUCUCCACAGGAGAUGAUGUCGUGGG